AUGCCUCGACAGAAAAAUCUACCGAAUAAACGACACAUUGGCAAGCAAGAUCCAUACUGUACGCUCAAGCUACACAGCGACACGAAGCGAACAAAGGCCGUCAAGCGUGGUGGACAGCAUCCGGAGUGGGACGAGGAGAUUCGAUUCGAUCUCUUUGAAGAUAUUGAGGAUGAGCUCGCGCGUACUGCGCGUCACGGCGCCUCAAGCCCGCCGGCACCCCCGCCCAAGGACCAGCACAAGGACCGCAAAGUCAAAGGUGGCAAGAAGAUGCGCUUGCUCUGUUAUGCAGACGAUCCACGAGAGCCCGAACUCAUUGGAGAAACCAUGGUCGAUCUCACAGAGGUCUUGACAAAGGGCGAAACUGAUGAAUGGUUUACCCUGAUGAACAAGGACAAAUAUUCGGGAGAAGUCUACUUAGAGUUGACAUUUUGGUCAAAUGACAAACCUCCGGAGAAGCCACAUUCCGCUCGACCCUCGACGCUCAACCCCCAGUACGGCGGUCCCGGCUCGUUUACCCCGUCCGGAGGCGAGGCUUCUGCACAACCCGGCCAUACGAAUAGCUCUGGGAGUUCACCAGCCGGUGGAAACAGGGUAUCACUACACGGAAGGAAUAGCUCAGCGGUGGAUGCGCCGCUGCCGUCGAACAGCUCACUAGCAAACGUGAGGCCAUAUGUCCCCCCGUACGACCGCGAGCCACUUCAUCAUACGCGCAAAUAUGACCCUUCGAUGGAGUUUGGAGAUGCUUCAAGGCGGAGAGAUAGCUAUCCUCCACACAACGCGCCUCAGUCGUCCUUUGUGUACCAAAGUGCAACUUCUGCCUAUGGCCAAGCUGCUAUCGCAAAUCCAUACGACCCAAACCACGUCAAUGUACCGACGGCGGACCCGUAUGCAUCCACUCCGACUCCUUCGACGUUCUAUCCACCUCAGCAACCUCAAUUUGGUGGCUCCGUCUUUGGUCAACAAGGUCCAGGGAUGGUUUCAUCUGGCUUUGCACCUCCUCAGCCUGCCAUGACGCCGCAGCCAUCUGGCUUCCAGCCAAUGUUCUCAGGCUUCAAUGCCCCCAGACCAGCAGCCACGCCGGUCCCAAACUUUAUCCCUCCACCAUCGGCUAUGGGUUUCCAUGGGUAUCCUAAUCAACCCAUCUAUCCGAGUCCGACACCCGUGCCCCCGCAGAAUCAUCAGAUUCCGCCUUUCCAGCAUCAGCCACACUCUUUCCCUUCAGCAUUGCCACCAGCACAUACGGGGAUCGUUCCUCCCGCACCGCCUGCAUCUGCUCCUCCCGUGCAGCCUUAUGGCGUCGCCCCACAACCCACCCCUGCUCCAUUUGCCCAGCAGCCGAUCAAUCAAGGUGGUCGCCCACUACCUGAUCAACCUCAACAAGGGCCAUUGACGUUCCCAAAUGCCAUGCCAUACAAUCAUAACCAGCCUCUGGUACAAUCGCCUACGACUGCCCAUCCGAGCCCGCUCACGCAGCCGCCGGCCGUCAGCAGUGGCUUUGUUCCUCCACCACCUCCACCACCUAUCCAGACGCAUCGUAGUUCUUCGUUGCCUGUGCCAGGUGCGACGAACGCUCCUCCGAUGGCAUCUCCGGUUAAUGGCUACGCGGCGAACCAACCCUUUGCUGCUCCACCGCAGCAACAGCAACAGCAAGCAAAUGGUGGGACGAUCUCUGCACACAAUACGGGCGGUUCGUCGGGACGAGCAGGACUUCCUCUCCCACCUCUUCCCAAUCCACCAGUCGGAGGUGGUCAGAUGCAGCAACCGCAGAUGCAAUCUGCAUUCUACACGGGAGCUCCGGUUCCGAACGCAGCAGGCCUCCCUGGACCCCCUCCGCCUUUACCGAAGCCGCCAGUCGGAGCUAGCCAGGCACCAUAUGCCGCGAAUGCGACGAACUUUACCCCGCAGCAACAGCAGCCGUAUCAAGGCGGUCAGCAGGGCCCGUGGCUGCAACAGCCGCCGCAAGCGACUGGAUUCGCAAAUGGUGGGUUUGGCCAACCAUCGCAUACGCCAGUACCCCAGGCUGGUGUCUAUCCUCCGCCACCACAAGUGCAGACGCCCUGGCACUAA
Molecule: messenger RNA, 2067 nt
Organism: Serendipita indica DSM 11827
Lineage: Eukaryota; Fungi; Basidiomycota; Agaricomycetes; Sebacinales; Serendipitaceae
Source: the annotation of a GenBank genome assembly